Molecule: messenger RNA, 2247 nt
Organism: Prunus armeniaca (apricot)
Lineage: Eukaryota; Viridiplantae; Streptophyta; Magnoliopsida; Rosales; Rosaceae
Source: the annotation of a GenBank genome assembly
AUGAGAAUCCAAACGCCAAAAUUAGGGCACAAGACCCUCCUCUUCCUUCUGUGCUUCAUCGGGUUUCUCACUCCACACGACGUCGUCGCAGUUCAGAUUCUUUCCAAAUCGAAGCUCGAGAAGUGCGAGAAGACUUCCGAUUCUGGAAACUUGAAUUGCACCAAGAAGAUCGUCCUCAACAUGGCCGUUCCUAGCGGCGCGAGCGGCGGAGAGGCAUCGAUUGUCGCCGAAAUCGUAGAGGUGGAAGAGAAUUCAAGCCAAAAGAUGCAAAAUUUUCGAAUUCCCCCUGUUCUGACCGUCAACAAGUCCACGGCUUAUGCAUUGUUUGAGCUUACGUACAUACGAGAUGUUGCCUUUAAACCGGAAGAGUACUAUGUUAAGACCCGCAAAUGUGAGCGAGAUGCAGAUGCAAAAGUUGUGAAGAUAUUGGACUUCCGUUGCAUGUUCUGUAGGUUACGGGAUGAAAACGAUCACAUUAUUGAGCACACUGAGCCAAUCUGCUGUCCUUGUGGGCCUCAGCGGCGGGUACCUUCAUCAUGUGGAAAUGUGUUUGAUAAGUUGAUGAAGGGAAAAGCGAAUACUGCCCAUUGUGUCCGUUUUCCGGGUGAUUGGUUUCAUGUUUUCGGUAUUGGACAGCGGUCAGUGGGAUUCAGUGUUCUAAUUCAGGUGAAGACAGGAUCUAAAGUUUCGGAAGUGCUUGUUGGUCCUGAGAAUAGAACAGCGAUAUCCAAUGAUAAUUUUUUACGAGUUAAUCUUAUUGGAGAUUUUGUUGGAUACACAAAUAUACCAUCAUUCGAGGAUUUCUACCUUGUAAUUCCGAGGCAGGGGGGUCCUGGUCAACCCCAGAACUUGGGGAGGAACCUUUCUAUGUGGAUGCUGCUAGAGAGAGUAAGGUUUUCUUUAGAUGGUGUUGAAUGUAAUAAAAUUGGUGUCAGUUAUGAGGCUUUCAAUGGGCAGCCAAACUUUUGCUCUUCACCAUUCUGGAGUUGCUUGCAUAAUCAAUUAUGGAAUUUCUGGGAGGCUGACCAGAACCGAAUUGAAAGGAAUCAGUUGCCACUUUAUGGUGUGGAAGGAAGGUUUGAAAGGAUAAACCAGCAUCCAAAUGCAGGAACUCAUUCGUUUUCCAUAGGAGUCACUGAAGUUAUUAAUACUAAUCUCUUGAUAGAACUAAGUGCUGAUGACGUAGAAUAUGUCUACCAAAGGAGUCCUGGGAAAAUCGUAAGUAUCAAUGUCCCAACGUUUGAGGCCCUUACUCAAUUUGGAACUGCGACAAUCACAACAACGAAUACUGGUGAAGUGGAAGCAUCAUAUAGCUUAACGUUGGGAUUGUUAGUGAAGCUGCAAAUGAACUUAGAGACAGGUGAAUGGCUGUUGCAAUAUGUAGUUUCAGAUGUGAUGAAUUUUCCCGUCUUGCAGUUUGAUUGCUCUAGUGAUGUCACCCUCAUGGAGGAACAAUUCCUUAUUAUGAAGCCAAAAGAAACAACAAUGCGAGCCUUCAAACUUUACCCAGCAACUGAUCAAGCUGCAAAAUAUGUUUGUGCAGCUAUACUAAAGGACUCUGAUUAUAAAGAAGUAGAUAGAGCCGAGUGCCAAUUUUCUACAACAUCUACUGUUCUUGAUAAUGGAUCACAGGGUAAUCCUUUUAAUCCACCAAAGACAGGCACAGCCGGUUUCUUUGACUCUGUUGAAAGCAUUUGGAACAAUGUGUGGAAUAUUUUGGUAGAUUUCGUCACUGGAAAAACUUGCAGAAGGAAAUGCCCCAGGUUCUUUGACUUCCGGUGCCACAUACAGUAUAUAUGUAUGAGUUGGAUUGUGAUGUUUGGUCUACUUUUGGCAAUUUUUCCAACAGUGGUUGUGCUACUGUGGCUUCUACAUCAAAAGGGACUUUUUGAUCCUUUAUAUGAUUGGUGGGAAGAUCAUUUUUGGGAUAAUAAUCAGCACACCAAGGAUAUUCGGAAGCGCAGAAGUGACGUAGAACACUCGCACACUCAUGUUCAUAAACAUCAUGGGCAUGAAGCAAGAAACCACAAGCAUGGUUCUCAUCAUAAGCGAAGAAACAUUCACAAUGAUCACAGGCAUAACCAGUUCGAAAGAGGAAGCGAUUACUGCUACCAUCUCCACCAUGUCCACAAAGACAAGCCCAAGCAUGGGAGACGAAAGCAUUCAAGUAUUAUGCAGAAAGUUGAUGAAAAUACCGGAUACCACGGCCAUAAAAAAGAAAGGAGAAUAACAAAAGAUUAUUCAUAG